GUGCAUGUUGGAUUGAAAGUAAGCAAGUACUGUAAUCGGUAUUUUUGUUUGUAAAAAAAGAAAUGCAAAAGGAACAAAAAAAAAUAGUUUCUAGUUAAUUGAUUAUCUAUUACUCAGCAUGCUUACUGAUUAACUGCAGACUGCUCCCUAGUACAGACACUUAUAAGAUUGGAAUACAGGAGGUGCUGGGAGGAACCUAUUGUCUUCUGAAAACAGAAGGUUAAAAGGAAACAGCAGGCUGGCAGUAUGAUUGCAGGAUACAGUCCAGUGGUCCAGGCACUCUUAGGUACCCUCUUCACUUGGGCACUUACAGCUGCUGGAGCCGCACUUGUUUUUAUAUUCUCCAGUGGACAGAAACGAAUCCUGGAUGGUAGCCUGGGGUUUGCAGCAGGGGUGAUGUUGGCGGCCUCCUAUUGGUCCCUCCUCGCCCCGGCGAUUGAAAUGGCAGAGGAGUCUGGGAAGUAUGGGGCUUUCGCGUUCCUUCCUGUUGCCGUGGGUUUCACUCUCGGCGCCGCCUUCGUCUAUGGCGCAGAUAUUCUGAUGCCAGCACUGGGUGCCGGCGAGGACCCCCAUUUAGCCUUCGCGUUCAGUCAGGACCACAAGCCAUCCAAGGAGAAGGAGGACCCAGCCUGCCUGCAGACUGACGACCAGGAACUAUCUAUCAGGAUAGGUAGAACCGGACUGCAUUCAGAUAAAGUAGAGAAUGGGGACGUGUACCAGAGAAGGAAAGGCCCUCUUACCAGCCCUGUGGAAGACCAGGGCCUAUCCCCCAAUUCCAGAGACCUGCCAGAGAGAGCAAGAAGCAGCUGGCAUCGCAUUGUGCUCCUGAUCCUCGCCAUCACGAUUCACAACAUCCCAGAGGGUCUGGCUGUUGGAGUUGGCUUUGGGGCUGCUGGAAAGACUCUGUCAGCCAGCUUUGAGAGUGCACGGAAUCUUGCCAUUGGAAUCGGGAUUCAGAACUUCCCAGAAGGCCUUGCUGUGAGUCUUCCACUUCGAGGUGCUGGAAUGUCAACAUGGAAGGCUUUCUGGUACGGGCAGCUGAGUGGGAUGGUGGAGCCCGUGGCGGGGGUGUUGGGUGCCUUUGCUGUGGUCGUGGCUGAGCCACUGCUCCCCUAUGCUCUAGCCUUUGCUGCCGGAGCCAUGGUGUAUGUGGUGGUGGACGACAUCAUUCCUGAGGCACAAGUCAGUGGAAAUGGAAAGCUGGCCUCCUGGACCUCCAUCCUGGGCUUCGUAGUGAUGAUGUCACUGGACGUCGGGCUUGGCUAAUUCAUAGUUAUCCUGCCAGUUCCCAAACCAGGAAAGCUUACCCAGCCUUCUUCAGUGAAAAAGACCAAUCUCUUAUUGUCUUUCCUUCAUGCAAUUUGUUUACUGGAAAAAAAAAAAUGCUUGUUAUUAUUUUAUUGUGGGCAAUAUGAUUAUUUUGAUUGUAUGUUAUCGUUUUAUUUGUAAGCCCAUUCCAUUUUACAGAUGACUUGAUGGGCAAGAUUGCUGUUAACUAUAAAUUACUUAAUCUACUGUACUGUGCAGUAAAGACUUCUGAUUGCUGUACAGUAGAGUCACGUCCAUAGGCAGGCCCCAUUCAUUUAUUCUGUCACAUGUCACUAUUACCAGAAUAGUUCAGGGCUCCAUUUGGCUGAUCAGAAAUCUGUCUUUAACACUCAUACCUGUUGACUGUUUUAUACUCAUUGUGUUUUUACAAUACCAUCUGGUCUAUGUUUACAUAAACUGUAAAAAAAAAAAAAAAGGUAUCUCAGCACCAUUAUGAGUGAUAAAGAAUAUGAAUAGAUCACAGUAUGAAUUUGCCUCUGCUUUUCAACUCAGAUACAUUCAGGUUGGGGGUGGGGGGAGGGAUAAGCCAAGGGAAUGAUUGUAUACAUUUAAAACAUGAAAGGAUUUAAAAGGGCUGUUGUAUUACUUUUUGCCCUGCAGGAUAAGCUUACUGUGAUUGAUGGAAUGGCAGGCUGCCAGCCCAUGUAGUUUCAGACCAAACAAAAGCUGUCACCAGUGAGGUGUGGCAUCUAGUAAAGAACAAUAUCAACAAUAUAAAUAUGCCUCACUGAGACAGACACACUAAGCGCCAGUGCAAAAAUUUAUAUCAUUUAUUGGAAAUUGUAGAUUGGCUGUAUGAAACGUCAAGUUAAUAUUUUAAGUUGUUUUCAUUUCUAAUUUUGCACUGGAGCUGGAGCUUAGUAAACUGGGACUGGAAAGAUUCCACAGGAAAGGUACAGCUAUUUGAAUUCAAUUCUAGAAGGGAUAGGCAAAAAAGGAAUGGUUUCGUUAAAAUGAUUACAUUAGUCAUAUUAAAAAAAAAAAAAAAAAAGGGAAUGCAAGGAAUUGCAUAUUGGAGGGGGUCUGUGCUUGGGCUCGGAUAGUGAGGUACUCCAGUCCAGCAAAGACUCCCAGCAUUUGUCUAAAUUAUUAAGGUGAGCAUACGAGAGCAACCAUGUUUCAUCAACUGUUAUUUCGGCAAUGGAGGGAAUAUUGCAUUAAGUGCUGCCACUAUCAUAAUAAGAUGUUUAGACUUAGUCCCUCUGACAACUACAUAUAAAUUAAACUGAUACAUUUUAACAGCUGUUCAAAGCUUCCAUAUUGAAAGGCCACAAUCUCAAAAGAGUCUCUUCUGAUUGACCAAAGGCAACAUAUUUAUCAAAGUAGGAGCCAAAUGAACUCCGGGAGACAUGCUUCCUUGUUUCCAGAAACACAGGAACAUUUCACAUUCAGAAUCAUGAUUCCUCAUCCAGUAUAUACUGGGCUUUAGACAGGAUGUGCUGUAGCCCUCGGAUUAAAAACACUGGGAUCUGGGGAUAGCUGAAGCCCCAGAUUGGUGUGGGACAGCCUUACAACAUAUCUGAUAGGCAGACUUGUAACUAGUUCUACUGGGGUACACCUGUCAUAUGUAUAGCUCAAAUUCUUCUUAAUGCUGCAUACUGUAUGUAGAGAAAAGACUGUUUUAUGGAUUCUAAAAUGAAAGAUAUGGCCAGCAUUCUUUAUUUGUGUUCUUUAUCUGAGCUUGGACAUUAUGAUGCUUAUGCUUGAUUUGUCUGUACCUUUUUAUGUUAAUAGUGACGUUAAUAGUUACUCUGUGGUUUUGUUUUUUUAGAUGAUCUUGGUGCGUUUUACCCUAAAAUCACACUAAUUUUUGUUCCAGUCUAAAGUUUACACCACUGUGACUGAUCUAUAAUAACAAUUGCUAAAGGGCUAAAACUUGCAUGCAUAUUGUUUCUUACUAGUCAUUCUGACCAGCACUACUGUACAAGCUUGUCAUCAAAGCAUGUCGAGGGUGCAGAAAGAUAGACAGCUUGUCACUGUGAAAGAGACAGUUACCUGUCAUUCCUCUGAUAGACUGCUAAUUAGGGAUGACACUCCCCCGAGAACAAUGAGGAAAUAAUCCACAAACAACGAGAAUGUCAGGGGUUUAAUGUGGCACACAACAGUGCUAAAAAUGUAAAGGCAUUAAAUUAGCUUAUUUUUUUAUUUGCUGCUUGUACACUUUGGGGAUUUCCUAAAUUAAACCUGCCAAGACAGGUCUGUUUUAAAUUGGAAAAUCUACAGAACAGAGGGAAAUGUUAAACUUAGUCAAUACUAGUUAAGCAUGACCAACAAUCAUCCAAAGAGUUGGUUGUUACAUAAUGCUGAAUCCAGCUGAUUCCAACACCUAGGAAGGGAGUUGUCACUGGUUUAUGAAUUGUACAAACACAACAAUUAUGUAUAAAAUGUAAACAAAAUAGCAGAGAGCACAUUUAGCGUUUCCAGUGUUUGAUUUAUUCUGUUUUGCUUUAUUUAAAUAAAGACCUUAGUUGACGCUC
Messenger RNA from Acipenser ruthenus (sterlet), 3806 nucleotides. Its product is annotated as zinc transporter ZIP11-like. Lineage: Eukaryota; Metazoa; Chordata; Actinopteri; Acipenseriformes; Acipenseridae. Bases 247 to 1266 code for a protein of 339 amino acids. Gene Ontology annotation, cellular component: membrane. The record is from RefSeq and is a predicted model, not a curated record. Gene Ontology annotation, molecular function: zinc ion transmembrane transporter activity. The transcript is spliced from 11 exons. Gene Ontology annotation, biological process: zinc ion transmembrane transport.